Molecule: messenger RNA, 1047 nt
Organism: Phyllostomus discolor (pale spear-nosed bat)
Lineage: Eukaryota; Metazoa; Chordata; Mammalia; Chiroptera; Phyllostomidae
Product: olfactory receptor 6C2-like
Exons: 2
Coding region: 106-1047 (313 amino acids)
Biological process (GO): G protein-coupled receptor signaling pathway
Cellular component (GO): membrane
Molecular function (GO): olfactory receptor activity; G protein-coupled receptor activity
Source: RefSeq, a predicted model, not a curated record
CAGAACCUACCACUUCCAACUAUGUGCCUUUAAGAAUUGCUAUUUUUAAACUACUUAAGGACAUUAUGAUUGACUGACAGAAAAAUUGGACAGAAGUAAUCAGUGAUGAAAAACUAUACAGUAACAACAUUCAUUCUCCUGGGACUGACAGAAGACCCUCAGCUGCAAGUUCUGAUUUUUAUCUUUCUAUUUUUCACCUACAUGCUGAGUGUCACUGGAAACCUGACCAUCAUCACACUCACCUCUGUGGAUCCCCACCUUAAGACACCCAUGUACUAUUUUUUACAAAAUUUCUCCUUCUUAGAGAUUUCAUUCACAUCUGCCUGUAUUCCCAGAUACUUGUAUAACAUAGCAACAGGUGACAAGGUCAUUACCUACAAUGCUUGUGUCAUCCAAGUAUUUUUUACUGACCUCUUUGGUGUAACUGAAUUUUUCCUCCUGGCUGCCAUGUCCUAUGACCGCUAUGUGGCCAUCUGCAAGCCCCUGCACUAUGUGACCAUCAUGAGCAGCAAAGUCUGCAGGAGACUCACUUUUUUCUGUUGGUUGGCUGGAUUGUUGGUCAUAACCUCCCCACUUAGUCUGGGGCUAAAUCUGAAAUUCUGUGAUUUGAAUGUCAUUGAUCAUUUUCUCUGUGAUGCUGCUCCUCUUCUGAAGAUAUCAUGUUCAGACACAUGGAUCAUGGAACAAAGUGUUUUAAUAUGUGCUGUGCUGACCCUCACUUUGACUCUUAUGUGUGUAGUUCUAUCCUAUAGUUACAUUAUUAAGACAAUUUUAGGAUUUCCAUCUGCCCAGCAAAGAAAAAAGGCCUUUUCCACCUGUUCUUCACAUAUGAUUGUGGUUUCCAUCACCUAUGGUGCAUGUAUGUUCAUCUUUAUGAAUCCUACCGCAAAGGAAGAGGUGACUAUUAAUAAAGUGGUUUCACUGCUCAUUUCCUCUAUUUCACCUAUGUUAAACCCUUUUAUUUAUACACUGAGAAAUAAGCAAGUGAAGAAAGCCUUCAAUGACUUGAUAAAAAGAAUUGCAUCAUUCUUAAGUAAAAUAAACUAG